This is a messenger RNA of Oppiella nova, 1569 nucleotides long. The record is from the annotation of a GenBank genome assembly. NCBI's taxonomy places the organism in Eukaryota, Metazoa, Arthropoda, Arachnida, Sarcoptiformes, Oppiidae.
ACUGAGAGAAAGAGGCGUUCAGUCGAUGAGAGUUUGACUCAAAAAUCAAUAACAAGUCCGACAUCGCAGUCACCAUCUGAUCCAUAUUUAACCGCCGAAGAUGUUUCUCGAGAGUAUGUUCAACUCAGACAACGGUUAUCUGGAGGCACUCGUGCGUGGCUUCAAGUGCGGAAUCCUCCGUCAGUCGGAUUACCUAAAUCUGGUGCAAUGCGAGUCUCUGGAGGACCUGAAGCUGCACCUCCAGAGCACAGACUACGGCAACUUCUUGGCCAAUGAGGUGUCGCCCAUCAACGUGUCCACCAUCGACGACAAGCUGCGCGAGAAGUUGGUGAUCGAGUUCCAGCACAUCCGCAACCACGCCGUGGAACCGUUGGCCACAUUCCUCGAUCACAUCCAGUACUCCUAUAUGAUCGACAACAUCAUACUUCUCAUCACCGGUACUCUGCAUCAGCGGCCGCUGUCAGAGCUGAUCCCGAAGUGUCACCCCUUGGGUUCGUUCGACCAGAUGGAGGCCAUUCACGUGGCGGCCACACCGGCAGACCUGUACAACGCCGUCCUCGUGGACACACCUCUGGCGCCCUUCUUCGUCGACUGCAUCGGUGAACAGGAUUUGGACGAAAUGAAUGUCGAAAUCAUUCGCAACACUCUAUAUAAGGCUUAUUUGGAGUCCUUCUACAAGUUCUGCAAAGACCAGAUCGGGGGCAUCACCGCCGAUGUCAUGUGCGAGAUAUUGGCCUUCGAGGCGGACAGGCGUGCGUUCAUCAUAACGAUCAACUCGUUCGGCACCGAACUGUCCAAAGAGGACAGGGCUAAGCUGUACCCGAAUUGCGGCAGACUAUACCCGGACGGGUUGGCAGCCCUGGCCCGCGCCGACGACUACGAGCAGGUGCGCUCUGUGGCCGAGUAUUACGGAGAGUACAAAGUGCUGUUCGAAGGCCAGGGCCAGUCUGGAGGGGCGGCCGGCGGUGAGGACAAGACCCUGGAGGACAAGUUCUUCGAGCACGAGGUGAGCCUCAAUGUGAACGCCUUUAUGCAACAGUUCCACUUCGGGGUCUUCUACUCGUACCUCAAACUCAAGGAACAGGAGUGCCGUAACAUCGUGUGGAUCAGCGAGUGUGUGGCCCAGAAGCACAAGGCCAAGAUCGACAACUAUAUACCCAUAUUCUAGAUACCGGUGCUCUCGCGCGCCACGCCAACCAUUGUGUAGCCCUUUAAACCUUUGGUUUACUUUUUUUUCGGUCAUUUCUGUCCCGAAAUGAUUUGCUCUUCAAAUAGUGAUUUCGAAACUCCCGAUCCGUAUAAACCGUUUCAAUAGUGUUUCCAUUCAUUUUGGUCAUACAUUCCAGACUCCCAGCCCUCCCGAACCUGUUUUUAAUUAAUCUGUUUACUAUUCUCUCUGAUUUCCGCAUAUUUUUCUAAGAUUUGUUUGAAUUUUUAUCAAUUCAUUCAAACGAUUACUGUUUGUAUUCAUUAUAAGAAAGUUAUUAUUGAAACUAAUUAUUGAUUUUUAUUUAUAUUAUUAUUAUUAUUGUGUAAAUCAAGAGUUUAAUUAAACGUACAUUUUGUGCG